Dama dama (fallow deer) is the source of this 3964-nucleotide messenger RNA. RefSeq names its product PML-RARA regulated adaptor molecule 1 (gene PRAM1). Gene Ontology annotation, biological process: protein localization to plasma membrane; T cell receptor signaling pathway; integrin-mediated signaling pathway. Gene Ontology annotation, cellular component: plasma membrane. Bases 1942 to 3807 code for a protein of 621 amino acids. Lineage: Eukaryota; Metazoa; Chordata; Mammalia; Artiodactyla; Cervidae. The record is from RefSeq and is a predicted model, not a curated record. The transcript has 10 exons. Gene Ontology annotation, molecular function: protein binding.
CCCAUGUCCCUUAUGGGCCUCUGCAGCCCCUGGCCUCUCUCUGGCCAACCAAGCUGUGACCUCAAAGAGGGUUCCUCCCCGCCCCUACCACUUCAACUCCAAGAUGCCCAAAAGCAGAGUCCCUCUGAGGGCUCCGGCUCCGCCCAGCAGAGGGUGCUCAGCAGUGUCUGGAGGGAGGAUGAAUGAGGGGCCCGCAUGUCCAGGCAGGCAUCCGCCUUGUGCAGCUACCCCAGAGGGCACAGGUUGGCCAAAGACUGCAGGUUCCCAGGCUGAGCGGCUCCAGGACACAGACCUCUUCAUCCUCACCCUCAGCCUCCUACUCGGAGGGGGACCCACACCGGGGAAUGUGACCCAGAGUGCAUGUCGGUCUGUGCAGGGACACACGGGGGUCCAGAAUCCCCAAGCUCUGCUCUUAGAGUAGACACACAGGCAGAGUCACUGCCAACUGCUCUCUGUAGCCUUCUGGAAACUUCAAACAUCCCUGCUAGUCUAGGUGUGAUCCUUGGACCACAGUAUGGGCAUCACCUGAGAUGCUUCAGACUCUGACCUGGGGCACAGCCCACACGUUAUCAGGGUGCCAGGAUGACUGGUGACACCAGUUCUUUCCCAGCUUCACAUUAGGAUCACCCUGAGGGUGUGUAAGAAAUCCCCAGGCUCAGGCCACAACCCGGGCCAAUUAAGUCAGAAUCUCCAGGAGCAGACUUCCCUGAUGGCUCAGUGGUAAAGAAUCCACCUGCCAGUGUAGGAGACACGGGUUCGAUCCCUGGUCCAGGAGAAUCCCUCACGUUGAGGAGCAGCUAAGCCCCUGCACCACAACUGUUGAGCCUGUGUCUAGAGCCUGGGACCUGCAACUACUGAACCCCCACCUAGGCUCCCUAGAGCCUGUGCCCUGUAACAAGAGAAGUCACCACAGUGAGAAGCCUGCACGCUGCAACUAGAGAGUAUCCCUGCUCUCUGCAACUUGAGAAAGCCUGCUCACAGCAGCAAAGACCCAGUGUAGCCGAAAAGUUUUAAGUUAAAAAAAGGAUCUCCAGGAGCUUCUGUUCACCUCUGUGAACUCUUGAAGGGACCCCGAUGGUGUGGCCAUGCUGAGAAUCAGGGCUCUGCUCUCUCCCACGGGGUGUUUUCUCCUUUCUCUAUGAGCCCCAAGGUCACUGACCUCCUGGGGACGAAGCCAAGCCAUCAGGGUUUCCCUCCGGACAGCGCUGGUCUUGUGCCCCACCUUCACCCCCUCUUCGCUGGCCUCCCGGCCACCCCCAUUUUCCUCCUUCCCUAGUCAUCUGGGAACCUGGACACUGCCCACUCACCCGCCCAUCACCAAACCUGCCACCCCACCUGGGCCAUCAGCCUGUGUGACAGCUGUCCCCCGCAACAGGAAGUCCUGAGUCCUGCUCAAAGCUGGAAAUCGGGACUGCAGGGAAGUGUUGAAAUGAGGAAGGCGUGUUGAGGCAACAAGGGCCAGCAGGAGGGCCUCAACCACCCAGCUCACUCCUAAGUAAGCGUGGAGCUUACCAUGCCCCUUCCCUACUGAGAACUACCCCUCCCCUCCCACGGAGGCCCUGGCUGGAGGUGGCCUUGCCCCGCCUCUGUUGCCAGGAGGUCCUCCUGGCCUGGCACAAGUCCUCCCUGGAGUCCGGAGGCCAGAACAUGGCAGGACUGGGGUGGUGGUGAGGGGGCAGCAGAAUCUAGAAGUGAGUGACUGUUGGGAGGGAUUCUGUUGACAGGAUGCCCAAAGCUUGCAGGGCAGGACAGGAAUUCAAGAAGCACUGACAGGAUCUGAGACCAGGCUGGGGCUGUCCCCGCCUCUGCCCCUUCCUCCCCUCCCCUCCCCGCCUGGCCAGCAGACCCCACCCCGUGGAGCAGAAGCCACAGUCACUUCCUGAAGGCAGCGGUCCUGGCCUGGGUCCCACUCGCCUUGUGGCCCGUCGCCCUCCUGCAGCCAUGGGGAGUCAUCAGGACUUCCGGAGCCUUCAAGCAAAGUUCCAGGCCUCUCAGCUGGAGACUGGCGACCUCCCCAAAAAGCCCCCGAAGCCUGAGUUCCACAAACUCCUCAGAAAGUUUCCACAGCCUGAGCUAGGCGAGCACCCCAAGAAGCCCCCACAGCCUGAGUUCACUGACCUGCCCAAAAAGCCCCCCAAACUUGAGUUCAGUGAACUCUCCAAGAAGUCCCUGCAGCCCGAGGCCACACCACUCCCCAGGAAGCCUGAGGUCCCUGAGGGCCCCCCUCAGAAGCCCCCGCAGCAGCCUGAGCUCAGCAACACCCCCAGGCCCCCCGUGGAGCCCAAGUUCAGUACUCUUCUUCAGAAGCCCCCGCAGCCUGAGUUUUGUGGGCUCCCCAGAAAGCCCCCGCAGCCUCAGGUCGGUGGCCUCCCUAAGAAGCCCCUGCCACAGCCCGAGUCCACUGAGGUCCCUCCAGUGCCCCUCUUAAAGCCUGAAUUUGGUGAGCCCCACCCCCACUCCUCAGAGCCUAAUAACUUCAGUACUCUUCCCAAGAAGCCUCCGCAACCUGAGUUCUGUGGGCUCCCCAGAAAGCCCCCGCAGCCUCAGGUCGGUGGCCUCCCUAAGAAGUUCCUGCCACAGCCUGAGUCCAGUGAGGUCCCUCCAGUGCCCUUUUCAAAGCCUGAAUCUGGUGAGCCCCACCCCCACUCUUCACAGCCCGACUUCAGUACAUUUCCCAGAAAGAUCACCCGGCCUCAGCUGAAUGACCUCCCCAAGAAGCCCCUGCCACCUGAGUUUGGUGACCUCACCAGGACGUCCUCGGAGCCAGAGGUCAGUGUGGUUCCCAAGAAGCCACGCCAGUGUGAGUUCAAGGUGCUCUCCAAGAAGCCCCUGCAGCCCGAGCCCGCCAGCCUCUCGAGGACGUCCUCGGAGCCCGAGUUCAGCGUGCUCCCCUCCAAGUUUCUGCAGCCCGAGUGUCGGGGGCCCCCCCGCAAGUUCUCGCAGCCAGAGCCCAGUUCUCUGCCCAGGAACCUCCCAAGAAAGCCCCUGCUCCCUGGCUCCUUUUCAGAGAGCUCACUGCCCUCUGCUGUGGCGGGCUCCAGCCCACGGGUCCCUCUCAGCCCAGGGUUUGGGGCACGGCAGCAGAGAUCAGGAGCCCUCGCUCGGAGUGCUGGCUCCAGACUAGGUCUCAGACCUGGUCACCUGCCCCGGCGGAGGCCUCUACCCCCGGCCAGCAGCCUGGGCCCUCCCCCAGCCAAGCCCCCACUGCCCCCAGGCCCCAGGGAUAUCCAGAGUUUUCGGAGAGCUGCGGCAGCAGACACAGCUCUGCCCAGGACCUCCUCUUCUGCUGGCCUCCACUGCAUCCCACAGGACCCAGACGAGGUGUACGAUGACGUCGAGCCCACAGACCACUCUGGACCUGGCCCCAGGAGCAGAGAUGAAGUGCUGUCGGCUCAGCAGUACCCGUGGAGGCCACCGCAAGACCCAGAGCUCAGGAAGGAGAAGGCGCCCCUCCAGCCACCACAGAUGCCGCCCAUGGACCUGAAGUCCCUGAAGCAGCUCCGGAAGGCAGAGAAAGCGGAGCGAGAGUUUCGGAAGAAGUUCAAGUUUGAGGGGGAGAUUGUGGUUCAGACAAGGAUGAUGAUCGACCCCAAUGCCAAGACCCGCCGUGGGGGCGGCAAGCACCUGGGGAUCCGGCGUGGGGAGAUCCUGGAGGUGAUCGAGUUCACCAGCAAGGAGGAGAUGCUGUGCCGGGACACCAAGGGCAAGUAUGGCUAUGUGCCAAGAACAGCUCUACUGCCCCUGGAAACAGAGGUGUACGACGACGUCGCUGCCUGGGAUCCUUUGGACAGCCAACCAUUGCCCUAGGGACAGUAAGGCCCGCAGGUGUGGGGAUCAAGGACAGCCCACCAGUCCAGUCACCCGCUAAUAAGGAGUCCUGGACCCUAGCGUGGCCAUCACAGAACUGCCUGGGCUCCUGUCUGACCACGUCCACAGACCACAUAAAGUCCCUCUUUUAAAGUGA